GCGGCGGGUCUGAGCUGCUGGGCUGCUGCGGCGGCCGAGGAGCCGGAGUGGGGCGUCGGCGGGGACGAAGGCCGGGCCCCGCGUGGCGAUCUUGGGUCCCGCCACUGCCGCAACGUAUCCGGAGGGCGGCCCGGGCGCUUUCCACAGCGCGCGCCUGUCCGCGCGCGGCCCCGAUGCUGGACAUGAGCGAGUCCCGUGCCCAGCCGCCCUGCAGCCCGUCCGGCACCGCCAGCUCCAUGUCGCACGUGGAGGACUCGGAUUCGGACGCGCCGCCGUCUCCCGCGGGCUCCGAGGGCCUGGGUCGCGCGGCGGGCGCGGGGAGCGGCGGCCGGGGCGACGCAGCCGAGGCAGCGGACGAGCGCUUCCCGGCCUGCAUCCGCGACGCGGUGUCACAGGUGCUUAAGGGUUACGACUGGAGCCUGGUGCCCAUGCCCGUGCGCGGUGGCGGCGGCGGAGCGCUCAAGGCCAAGCCGCACGUGAAACGGCCCAUGAACGCCUUCAUGGUGUGGGCGCAGGCGGCGCGCCGCAAGCUGGCGGACCAGUACCCGCACCUGCACAACGCAGAGCUCAGCAAGACGCUGGGCAAGCUGUGGCGCUUGCUGAGUGAGAGCGAGAAGCGUCCCUUUGUGGAGGAGGCAGAAAGGCUCCGGGUCCAGCACAAGAAGGACCACCCGGACUACAAGUACCAGCCUCGGCGGAGAAAGAGCGUGAAGACUGGCCAGAGCGACUCUGACUCAGGGGCCGAGCUGGGCCACCACCCUGGUGGCACCAUGUACAAGGCUGAUGGGGGCCUCCACGGUGACACGCACCACCACAGUGACCACACAGGCCAGACCCACGGGCCGCCCACCCCGCCCACCACCCCCAAGACGGACCAACACCACCCUGCAGGCGGGGGCAAACAGGAGCUGAAGCCGGAAGGGCGCCGUCUGGUGGACAGCGGGCGCCAGAACAUUGACUUCAGCAACGUGGACAUCUCCGAGCUCAGUAGUGAGGUCAUUAGCAACAUGGACACCUUCGAUGUCCAUGAGUUCGACCAGUAUCUGCCUCUCAAUGGCCACUCGACCCUGCCAGCAGAGCCCAACCAGGCUGCUGCUGCUGGCUCCUAUGGGGGCACCUCCUACUCCCACUCUGGGGCCAGUGUCGGGGCAUCCCCAGUGUGGGCUCACAAGGGAGCCCCAUCAGCCUCAGCGUCACCCACCGAGGCUGGACCCCCGCGGCCACACAUCAAGACGGAGCAGCUGAGCCCCGGCCACUAUGGUGACCAGCCACAUGGCUCCCCAGGUCGCUCCGACUACAGCUCCUACAGCGCCCAGGCCAGUGUCACCACGGCUGCCCCUGCUGCGGCUGCCAGCUCCUUUGGGAGCGCGCAGUGUGACUACACCGACCUGCAGGCCUCUAACUACUACAGCCCCUAUGCCAGCUACCCACCCAGCCUCUACCAGUACCCCUACUUCCACUCCUCACGCCGGCCCUACGCCUCGCCUCUGCUCAACGGCCUCUCUGUGCCGCCGGCCCACAGCCCCAGUGGCAGCUGGGACCAGCCCGUGUACACCACCCUGACCAGGCCCUGAGGGCGUGUGUGUGGGGACUUGGCCUGGCAUCAGACAGCCGGGUCCCUGGGCACCCUGGAAGGCCUGUGCCAGUCAGCAGCAGCGGGUGACGUGGCCACGCUCAGGUGCCUGUGAGGGUGGAAGCCAAGCUUCGUCACAGGACGCCCUUUGCCUCCGACCUCCACACUGCUGCCGAUGGACGCGGCUAAUCUCUCCGAGCACGGACAGCGUCUGUUUGGUCCCCUUCCGUGAAGACUUGUGGACAGAGCGCCUGGCUUGGGAACCCAGGACAGGAGGGAAGGGGCCUGAGGUCUCCGGACUGUCCCUCAUGGAGAGCCCCCUGGGACCAUGGGAUGUGUUCCUGCGGUGGCCACGUGUCCUGACACUUGGGAGUGCACCCCCUCAGCUGUCUCUUGGGACCAGCCUGUAGCUGAAGGUGUUCCUUGUAGUCAGAGUUCUUCCCAGCAAGGUUUGGCUGUGACGAACACUUCUCUCUUUGUGUUUAAUUUUUUCAGUGAUUUUUAUUUUUAAAGCUUAAACUUGUUUGUUUUCAAAGCUGUUAAGGAUGUAUUUAUGUUCUGUAUUAUUUUAUCUUUAAUUAAUGAGGUGAUGUGUGCAGAGAGUAGAACUUAAGACGACAGGAAAGCCAGGAAGCUUUGCGCGAGGGGGCAGGAGGGAGGUGCGGCGCUCGGCAGCUUUGGGAGGCCUCCUGGGAGGGCCUGAGCUGCAGAGGCUGGUGGGCCUGGGCCACGGAGGGAGGGAUGAGCUGCCUUGUGGGGCUGGUCAGAGUGGAUGGCCCUGGCUGGCAUCAGGUCGGCCGGGACGGCAGGGCGUUGUCCCUGCCUGCAGCUGUGCCAAGUGGUACGACAGAAAUUCCCUGGAAGUGGCAGAACCGGGACAAUCUUGGCUCUGAGGCCCUGGUGCCACCUACCAAGCUGUGAAACUAACCCUCCACUAAAAGUCUUCCGGGUGCCUAGCUGUAGAGACUGGACCUGAUUCGCCACCCUGCUUCCGCUGUGUGCCGAGCAUAUAACUGUCUACUUCAUGGAAACUUGUGCCUUUGAAACUUUGUAAAGUCGAGAAGUUGCUUCUUUUUACUUUUUCUACUUUUCCUACUUUUUUCUAGAAAAAAAAAUUGUGGGUCUU
This is a messenger RNA of Sciurus carolinensis (gray squirrel), 2699 nucleotides long. It is a transcript of the gene Sox8, whose product is annotated as SRY-box transcription factor 8. The record is from RefSeq and is a predicted model, not a curated record. Bases 174 to 1574 code for a protein of 466 amino acids. Lineage: Eukaryota; Metazoa; Chordata; Mammalia; Rodentia; Sciuridae. Gene Ontology annotation, molecular function: DNA-binding transcription factor activity, RNA polymerase II-specific; RNA polymerase II cis-regulatory region sequence-specific DNA binding. Gene Ontology annotation, cellular component: nucleus. Gene Ontology annotation, biological process: peripheral nervous system development; enteric nervous system development; neural crest cell development. The transcript is spliced from 3 exons.